This is a messenger RNA of Aspergillus brunneoviolaceus CBS 621.78, 765 nucleotides long. RefSeq names its product sulfotransferase family protein. Bases 1 to 765 code for a protein of 254 amino acids. The transcript has a single exon. NCBI's taxonomy places the organism in Eukaryota, Fungi, Ascomycota, Eurotiomycetes, Eurotiales, Aspergillaceae. The record is from RefSeq and is a predicted model, not a curated record.
AUGGGCCAACAAGCGUCCGUCCCCCAGCCCGGGACACACAUCCAGGUCAUCGGCGCCGGGCUCUCGCGCACGGGAACCGCCUCCUUCAGCGCCGCCCUGGAGAUUCUUCUGGGCGGCCCCAUCUACCACGGGGGUACCCAGACGCUGAUGGGCCCGCCCACGGAGAUCGUCUCGUGGAAGCGGAUCCUCCAGAACUGGCUGUCGGGCGACCACGCUACCACGCUUGCCCUCCUCCAGACCCGCACCGCGGGCUACGCCGCCAUCACCGAUGCGCCCGCGUCGCAGCUCGUCCCCGAACUCCUCGAGCUCUACCCGGACAGCAAAGUCAUCUGCACGGUGCGCGACCCGGACGCGUGGGUGCGGAGCAUCCAGCAAGUCAGCUCGAUCGUGCGCCUGUGGUUUCUGGGCGCCGUGCUGCUCCCGCUCCCCGGGAUGCGGCACUUCAUGGACUACAACUGGCUGCUGCAGGCGCAGUGGGACCGCAUCUAUCGCUCGCGCGACGUCGCCUGGAUCUACCAGCUGCAUCUGCAGUGGCUGCGCGAGGUCGUGCCGCCCGAUCGCCUCAUGCUGUUCGAUGUCCGCGAGGGCUGGGAGCCCCUCUGCCGCGCGCUGGGCAAGGAGGUGCCCGACGUUCCCUUCCCCCGCAUCAACGACGCCCAGGCGGCGGAUCGCAUCGCCGAGUACUACAUCCGCCGGGGGCUGAUGCGGUGGGCCAUCCUGUUGGCUGUGCUUGGGCUGGGGGGUUAUUGGUUGCUGGGAAAGUAG